This is a messenger RNA of Leucoraja erinaceus (little skate), 2665 nucleotides long. Its product is annotated as adhesion G protein-coupled receptor E2-like. The transcript is spliced from 20 exons. Bases 1 to 2538 code for a protein of 845 amino acids. The record is from RefSeq and is a predicted model, not a curated record. Lineage: Eukaryota; Metazoa; Chordata; Chondrichthyes; Rajiformes; Rajidae. Gene Ontology annotation, molecular function: calcium ion binding; G protein-coupled receptor activity. Gene Ontology annotation, biological process: cell surface receptor signaling pathway; adenylate cyclase-activating G protein-coupled receptor signaling pathway. Gene Ontology annotation, cellular component: membrane.
AUGAUUAGAUGUUUUCCAAAUGUCCGCCACUGUGAUAUCGAUGAGUGUAAAUCCUCGCCCUGUCACCAUAACGCAACUUGUACCAACACGUUGGGUUCCUACCAGUGCGACUGCAACGCAGGGUUUCAGACAUCAGCUUCGUCCAUCGGACUCCGUGCAAAGAAGAACUGUGAAGAUAUUGAUGAAUGCAAAUCCGCACCCUGUGGCAAAAACACGUUUUGUGACAACACGCCAGGUUCCUACCAAUGCAACUGCGUCGCAGGGUUUCAUGCAUCAGCUGCGACCACUGGCAUCGGUGCAGAGGACUGCGAAGAUAUCGAUGAGUGUAAAUCCUCGCCCUGUCACCAUAACGCAACUUGUACCAACACGCUGGGUUCCUACCAGUGCGACUGCAACGCAGGGUUUAACGCAUCAGCUUCAUCCACCGGACUCCGUGCAAAUAAGACCUGUGAAGAUAUCGAUGAGUGUAAAUCUUUGCCCUGUCACCAUAACGCAACUUGUAACAACACGCUGGGUUCCUACCAGUGCGACUGCAAAUCAGGGUUUAACGCAUCAGCUUCGUCCACCGGACUCCAUGCAAAUAAGACCUGUGAAGAUAUCGAUGAGUGUGAAUCCUCGCCCUGUCACCAUAACGCAACUUGUACCAACACGCUGGGUUCCUACCAGUGCGACUGCAAAUCAGGGUUUAACGCAUCAGCUUCAUCCACUGGACUCCGUGCAAAUAAGACCUGUGAAGACGUGGACGAAUGCGAGCAUGGGCACCAGUGCAGCGCCAACAUGACCUGUCGCAACACCUUUGGGAGUUACCUCUGUGUCUGUGGAGCGGGAUAUCACCCAGAGCCGGGACAGACGCACCAGGCCUGUCAAGUCGAUCCACUCAAUUGUUCCAGCCCGGGAAAGCAGAAUUCCACGGUUCAGCGGUCCAGUUCCGAGCAGUUAACCUCUGCAAAAGACAUGCUGGACAACCUUGCUUACUUCCAAAAUAAAAUAUGUCAGAAUUUCAACAUGGAUAGUGAUGUCAAGGUCAUGGAAACCUUUACAAACACGGUUCUCAAUCGCUCACUGCCGGAAAUCAUGGACACAAAAGAAAGGCUGGAGGUAGUAACAGCCAUAUUGGAUUUUGUGGACAAUAUGGCCAUGGCGAUAGCUCUCGCUUUGCCCAGUUCAGACACGAAGACCAUCAAAACAGAUGAAUUUGAGCUGAAGGUCCAGGUGAUUGAGAAGAAGAAUAGCAGUGAGGACCAGUUGGUGGAGAUGCAGGUUAAGAGCAAUGUCAUGAAGAUAUUCUGGAGUUCAAUCACUGGAGGCACUAACCCUGAGUUUGCGGCUGUUUCCUUUCUCGUAUUCAACGACAUGGAAUCCGUGUUGAACAGAGAGAUUAAAGGGGGAAACUCACCUCCGAGGACGGUCACAUUGAACUCCAAGGUGGUCUCAGCCACGAUCAGCAACAAAGCCGCCAGCUCCAAGCUGCAAGAAAUGGUCAAUUUCACUCUGAAACUAAACCAGGAACAGAAAGACAACAAGAAGCCAACGUGUGUGUUUUGGAAGACGACGGAAGGGGAAAGUGUCUGGUCCAGUAAGGGUUGUGUGACGUAUGGUUUCAAUCAGACACAUGUGGACUGCCAGUGUGACCACCUCACAAGCUUUGCUAUUUUAAUGGCACUUGUUGAACCUAAGGAUGACCGACACUUGGAGGUGAUCACCUACAUCUUCCUCAUCAUCUCUCUGCUGUGCCUCGCCGCCUCCAUCGCCAUCUUUGUCAACUGCGGCUCCAUCCAGAACGCCAACACCAUCGUCCACAAACAUCUGAGCAUCACCCUCUUCCUGGCACAGUUCGUCUUCCUGAUAGGAAUGCCGAUUAAACAGCCGGUGGUGUGUGGCCUGAUUGCAGGCUGUUUGCAUUACCUCUUCCUUGCCGUCUUCGUCUGGAUGUUCCUGGAGAGUUUGCAGCUUUUCAUCAUGUCCAGGCACCUCACCGUCACAAACUACAGCCGAACGCACAUCAUCAAACUAAAAUACCUCUACAUUUCCAGCUACGCCGUGCCUGCUGUGAUAGUCAUUAUCUCCGCUGCAAUAAAACCCAAAGGCUACGGGUCAAAAAAACACUGUUGGCUGAGCCUGGAGUCAGGCAUCCGCUGGAGUUUCCUGGGACCGGUCUGCCUGGUGAUCGUGGUCAACACGGUGCUGCUAGCUUGGACUCUCGGCCUACUGAGGAAACAUUUUGCCUCACGCAACAAGGAAGUGUCGAAGCUCAAAGAAACCAGAACCCUGACCCUCAAGGCUGCCGCACGGAUGCUUGUUUUGGGAACCACCUGGAUCUUCGGGAUAUUCCAGGUGAAUGAGAACACCAUGGUGUUCUCCCACUUGUUCACCAUCAUCAACAGUCUGCAGGGGCUGUUUGUUUUCCUCAUUUACUGCGUCUUCAACCGCCAGGUGGCGACUCAAUGUCGGAAAUGGUUGACCAGGAAGUACAAGAGUUUCACCACCGAAUCGUCAGAGAUUGAGAUGAGCACGACUGAGACUUAUAAAACGUUAUAAGCGGAAGAUUCAAGACUCGAGGACAAGAUUUAUCUCAGUGGAUUUUCCUCCUUUCAUGCUCUCUCACUGUCGUUCCUCAUCUCCCUCUGCUUUCCAUCCCGAAGAUUGUGGGUUGAAGUCACGCUCC